Molecule: messenger RNA, 4051 nt
Organism: Linum trigynum
Lineage: Eukaryota; Viridiplantae; Streptophyta; Magnoliopsida; Malpighiales; Linaceae
Source: the annotation of a GenBank genome assembly
CGUACUAAUGAGUAAUGGGCUACCCAGUUAUGACAAGUAGUAUCAGAACCUGGUUCGGUUCAGGACAGUGGACGUCAGUUUGGUGGGACCCUCAUUUGGUGACCUCGGGGUUUGAGAUAUGCGUUUGUAUGAAGGAUCAAAGGCGAUUCUGCGUCUGGUUUGGUGGAUCCAGAAGAGAUCCACGUUUGGGCUUGGCGGAUCAAAGAGAGUUCCACAUUUGGGAAGCAGAUCAAAGAGAGUUCUGCAUCUGGUAAAGUCCUUGUACCGAGAAGCCCAUCGAUACAAGGCAUCUGGCGGAUCAAGAUAAUCGCUGAGGUGUGGACACGAAGUUCGUGGUCCUUGUCUUGAGGGAAUGAUUGUUAUGAGACAAUCCAAGUACCACAUCGAAAAUACAAGGGAAGGAACCCUUGUAUAUAAGUGUCCACCUAGCCCAAUUAGUACGAGGCCUUUUGGGGAGGACACCCAAAAGUAAAUCCGUGCGGGCUUGGCCCAAAGCGGACAAUAUCGUAAUAAUUGAGCUCCUGGUUAUGACAAGUGGUAUCAAAGCCUGAUUCGGUGCAGGGCGGUGGACGUCAGAGUGGACCCUCAUUCGGUGACCUCAGGAUUUGAGAUCUGAGUCUGGUUUGGCAGAUCGAGGGAGGUCCGCGUUUGAUUUGGCGGAUCAAAGAUAGUUUUGGUACCUAAAAAUUUUCAUUAUGACAUUUUAAUACCUAAACUUUUCACAUUUUACAUAUUGGUCCUUGGAUGAGGAUGUCAUUUGGAUUCAUGGAUAAUCCACCAAUCCACUUGAUCCAAUCCAUGAAUCCACCAAUUAAUUGGAUCCAAUCCAUUUGAUCCAUGGAUCCACCAAACCAUGAAUCAAUCCAUUUUCCACCUCUACUCUCAUCUCCGUUUCUGAAUCAGACAUGAAUGAAGAACUCAACGUUCAUGAUGACGUUGCUAGCAUAUUUACUUGGCCACCGGAGGUGGAAAGGCUAUCAAACCGACAACGAAAGCUUAAGCGGAAGCAGAAGAUGAUGGUGUUAUAAGAGUACGAUUGUUCUUAUAGGAUAGUCCACUUGAUAGCUAGAAAGGUCUUUCAAUUGUAUCUGACUACGAGUCAUUUAUUUAAUUUUAUGGCCUGAUUAUCUUUUAUAUAAAAAAAUGACUGCUCUGGCAGAAUCGCUUUUCACUGUAGAUGGUGAACCAAUCAAAACUCUAGAAUUAGCUGACCGGUUUCUGGGAAAGGCAAUGCAUGUAAUGUGGUUAAUGAACUCUCUUGUUUAUGGAUUCUGUUAGGUUGUCAAUAUUCAACUGUCUAACCAAGUACCAAUAGAUUUAGUUUCCAAAAUUCAUCAGUUCAUUUCAUUUGCUCCCUAAUAAAUUGUAUCCCUUUUCUGUUAGGUCAAACUUAAUACCUGGAGAUAACUUCCCUUAUUUCCUAAGACCUUUAUUCUUCUUCUUCAAAUAUACUUUUUUAUUAUAAGUGGAAAUAAUAAUAAUUGUCAUUCAUCAAUCUGUGAUAUCUUUCCAUAAAAAUAUCACUGCCAAAAUCACACUAUAAAACAAGCAAAGUACAAUAUUACAAUUGUUUCAUUUCAUCACAGCAACUUUUCACUGUAUCUGUACAGUGAAGAGAAAAGGAUGAUGCAUCAUGGCCAAGAAGAUGAAGAAGCCCACCGCCGCCAGCAGCUGAGGCCAGCCAUGUUAGAGCUCAGCCUGCUACCAGGCUGCCGCCUGGAUGAGCUCAACAAAGCUGGGCCAGAAGAAACCAUGAAAACCCGCCAACCAAAGAAGUGCAGAUUCUGCGACAGAGAGUUCAGCAGUUUCCAGGCCUUGGGCGGGCACCAGAACGCUCACAAGCGAGAACGAGCCCUUCUCAAAAUGAAAGGGACCAAACCUGCUGAUUAUUAUGGCGAUGUUGGAUCAAUGAUCCCCUUUGGGCUGUUCUGCGGCGGCCCACCUGUUGGCGAGCCCUUCUUUCGCAGCAGCCAGGCCCAGUAUCACCAUCCGCAGUACGGCCCAAGCUUCUUGGGCCUCAAUGAGCGGUCUUCCGUGAUCCACAAGCGGCCCGUUGUUGGUGUUGCUGGACACACGGGCCUGUUCUCUCGAUGGUGGUGGCCCGGAUCCUUCGGCGGCCCGGUUAUGGAGAAUUUGGGUGGCGAGAAUGAUGAUUAUCGUAAAGUUUGAAGUGAGCUGCGGGGGAGGAUCAUUGUUUCUGUUACAUCUUUUCCUUUUUGCAAGAGAAUGAAAGUAAUAAUCAUCAUGUUAUUAUAGGCUUGUAGUUCUCAGCGAGCAAUAAUAACAUGAGUUUUUUUUUUGGGUUUUGGAAUGGUGAUGACUGAUGAAUUGUGUGUGAUUGGUGAACUUUUGGCUCUUUGAAAACUUAUUUUUCCUUCUGAUUGAUGUAUUCCGAAAUUUAUUAUCCAUUUCUGUUUGUUGUUGCAAAGUCAUUGUCGAGUCCAAUUAAGAUGCUCAGUUACGCCAAACCAUUAAUUGUGAGAACAUUCACAUAAGUUUACGGUUAUUAAAUUCAUAUCUAAACACUCUGCAACCGUUAAAAGCAUACCGUGAUAAUUUUGUUAUUCUCAUUGAUGAUAUUAUGAAUGUGGUAACCUGGUACUCAUUGAACUCUCAUAAAUCACAUCCCAUUCUUUCUAGCAAAGCCAAAUUUUUUUCUUCUUGGGUUGUUUAUUUUUCAUGUUGUUGGUUUUGUUGUUAUGUGAAGGAAAUGGAUCAAGAAAGAGACAAAAGGAGGAAUGUUUGGAGUUUGUAGCAUAGAUUUCAGGCCGAUCUGUCUGUGAGUGAGCAUCACUUCAUCUCAUCACUUUGUCUUUUCUUUUUUUCCUUUUUGCGUUGUGUUCUUUAUUGAACAAAAGCUUUUUGUCAAAAUAAUUGUUUUUGGUGACACAGAUAUCAUCUUUCCCCUCAAUCAUCAAAAGAUUAUUCCUCUUUCUCGAUUGCAGAGCAAAGCAGCAGAAAAAAAAGAAGAAAUCAAAAGGUAAAGGCCAAAAGAAAUACAAAUAUAAUAUCCACAAUUCCCCAAAAUAAAAAGAGGCAAAAAAUGAAGGUAAAAAACAUACAUAGUGGAAAAGGAAACGAACAUGUAUGUAUUUCACUGUUCUUGAAUUCAAAGAGACAGCCAGUCCAGUCGUCUCCCCCACCUUCCUUUUAUUCCCUCCUCGUUAUUUGGUUGCUUGAUUCAAUGUUAUGGGCCUGUCCCUUUUCUCUCCCUUUUGUGUUUGUUUCGUUUCAUUUCCUUUGAAAUUUUGAGCACUAUAAAUUCGAGUUGGUGUAAAUAGGGUUUAAUGCUUGUUGGUCCGAUCAACAAUAACAAUCAUGUGGCGAAAGAUUAAGGUUAGUAAUGUUCUCUGCCUCAAAAGUGACGACACCCCCUCUCAAUCCUCUCCGAAAACGAUCCCCCACCCCCUCUCUAACCCUAGGUUGACCCUCGACUCUCUUCCUCCUCAAUCCUACGUGAUGCCCUACUCCGGGGGUCUUACAUGGUUCUAUGUUCUAGCAACACAAUCGAUCUCUUAUUUCACAAAGUGUUGUAUCAUGCAAUGAGAUAUUCUCAACGCCAUGACACCGUACACACAAAACAUACAACUAAACAAUAUGCAUACUUCAAUUGAAUUAUCGCAAGAUAAAUCAAGGAUAGAUUGAAGGAAAACAAACAUCAAUGCUGCCAGGCACUAAUCCAAGUUGUUUCCUUCUCGGCCAUGAAGCUUAAUUAUCCCUCCCAAGCAUUCCAACAAUACAUAGAUAGGGUUCAUCUCUUCCAAACAACAAAGGAGACUAGUUCAUAAGGCACGAGGAUACAAACGGAGAAGAAGAGACGAUCUCGAUGAUAGAAGACAUCUUGAUAUCUUAAAAAACUGCUUUCUCGUAGAUUGAUUUGUUGGAACAACUUCUUUUCCUUGCACUAAACUCAAGCAUAAAGCUCUAGGGAAAAGGUGGAGAAAAUUUUCUUAAAAAUAGAGAGAAUCAUUAAAUAGGCAGCUUCCGCGACAAGUACAAUUCUAUUGUUAGCACGGUUUCUCACCCUACCUUAUAAAAUUGAAACUUCACA